Molecule: messenger RNA, 4833 nt
Organism: Schistocerca gregaria
Lineage: Eukaryota; Metazoa; Arthropoda; Insecta; Orthoptera; Acrididae
Product: long-chain fatty acid transport protein 1-like
Exons: 12
Coding region: 232-2310 (692 amino acids)
Biological process (GO): triglyceride homeostasis
Cellular component (GO): endoplasmic reticulum
Molecular function (GO): long-chain fatty acid transmembrane transporter activity; long-chain fatty acid-CoA ligase activity
Source: RefSeq, a predicted model, not a curated record
UCCGGACGCCAGCGGUCGGCGAGGCGCGAGUGCCACAAGCGAGAGCGACUGCGACUGCGUGCCUGGCGGUCUCGGCUGCGUGCCGCACGCUUCAGUUCCCCACCGGAAAGAGCGGCCGCACACUUCACCCGUACGGCAGUGCUCUGCUUACGGGGGCGCAGCGUGCCGGAAGCCCCGCCGUUGUUACCGCUACAGGUAGACGGCAAGUGGAGCACCGCGGCACACGCCAGCAUGACGGCGCCGCACGAGGACGACGUCCGCAACGGCAACGUCAAGCAGCCGCCGGAACCACAGCAGGAGCGGGACUUGGAAGGCGGCGGGUGUUGCGCGGGGCGGCGGGGGCGCGCGUGUCGGCUGGCGGCCGUGAUGUUGGUGGUGGGCGCGGCGGUGUGCGCAUGCGCGGCCGCCGUCUGGCUGCUGCUCGGCCCCAUCAACCUGGUGCAGCUCGUGCUGGUCGCCGCCGUCGCCUACCUGGCGGCCAGCGGCGGCUUCCACUGGCUCUACGUCGCCGCGCUUACGGCGCCGAGGGACAUCAAAGCCUUGACAAGAUUCAUCUGUUUGAAGCUGCAAGUGCGUAGUUAUAUGAAGAAGAACAUAUCGAUUGGGGAAAUUUUCCAGCAGCAUGCCAAGAAGCACCCAAACAAGCCUUGCCUGCUGUUUGAAGAAGAGGAAUGGACAUUUGGCCAGGUGGAAGAAUACAGCAAUCGUGUAGCAAGUGUAUUUGCAAGUCAUGGCUUCAAGAAGGGCGAUGCAGUUGCCAUCUUCCUAGAAAAUAGACCAGAAUUUGUCUGCCUGUGGCUGGGCCUCUCAAAAUUAGGUGUUAUUGCACCUCUCAUAAACUUCAACUUGCGCCAGUACCCAUUGGUACAUUCAAUAAAGGCUUCAAACUGUACAGCAGUCAUAUUUCAGAGGGAACUUGCACCAGCAAUUAAAGACAUAAAAGAGAGCUUGCCAGCCAGUUUACAGCUUUACCAGUGGUACACUGGUUCAGCUAGCAGUGAUAUAUCUGCUGCACUUGGGGAGAAAGACCUCCCUCAACUGCUGGUAGCAGCCUCGCCCACACCAACCACUGUGGUAGACAAGCCAGCCUAUGAUGAUCCCCUCCUGUACAUUUACACCUCAGGUACUACUGGACUACCAAAAGCUGCUGUUAUAAGCCAUGCAAGAUUUGAGUUUAUUGCUGCUGCUAUUAGUUGGCUUGCUGGAUUUAAAAGCUCAGACCGUUUCUACACACCUCUUCCAUUAUACCAUACUGCAGGAGGUGUGAUGACCAUUGGCCAGGCACUUCUGUAUGGGUGCACUGUUGUCAUACGUAAAAAAUUCUCUGCCUCGGCAUAUUUUUCUGAUGUGAAGAAAUACAAGUGCACGGUGGGGCAGUACAUAGGUGAAAUGUGCCGCUAUAUUUUAGCUGUGCCACCAAAGCAACAGGACAAAGAUCAUACAAUAAGACUGAUAUUUGGGAAUGGUCUCAGGCCACAAAUAUGGAAAGAAUUUGUUAAAAGAUUUAAUAUUCCUAGAGUGGCUGAAUUUUAUGGGGCAACAGAAGGAAAUGCUAAUAUUGUGAACAUUGACAACACUGUUGGUGCAAUUGGUUUUGUCUCAAGAAUCAUCCCAUCUGUAUAUCCUUUAUCCAUCAUAAAAGUGGAUCCAGCAACUGGAGAACCAAUUCGAAAUGCAAAGGGCCUCUGCAUAGAAUGUGGACCAGGAGAACCAGGUGUGUUCGUAGGUAAAAUAAUUCAUAAUGACCCAUCAAGAGCAUUUCUUGGCUAUGUGGACAAAGCAGCUUCACAGAAGAAAGUGAUACACAAUGUACUGCGAAAAGGAGAUUCUGCAUUUAUAUCAGGUGAUAUUCUUGUAGCAGACAAAUGGGGCAAUUUAUUUUUCAAGGAUCGAACAGGAGAUACAUUCCGCUGGAAGGGUGAAAAUGUUUCUACAACAGAAGUAGAAGCUGUUAUUAGUACUGUUGCUAACUACAGGGAUUCUGUUGUCUAUGGAGUCCAGGUGCCAGGGAUGGAAGGAAGAGCAGGAAUGGUAGCCAUUUUAGAUGAAGAUAGCACCUUAGACCUAAAAGCAUUCGCUGAAGGCUUGAAACAGUCUCUGCCAUCUUAUGCUCGACCUAUUUUUCUCAGAAUUCUAAAAAAGGUUGACAUGACAAGUACCUAUAAACUGAAGAAAAAAGAUCUUCAGGAUGAAGGCUUUGACCCUACAAACAUCAAAGAUAGAUUGUAUUAUCUCUCUUCAAAUGGGACAUACGAGCUUCUCACAGAGGAUGUGUUCUCACAAAUAAAUAAUGGAAAGAUAAGAUUCUAGAAAACAUUUCUUGUUUAAAAGGUUAAACUGCAUGAAGGAAAGAGAAAUCAAAGUUCAGCAAACAUUACCAACUACAGGAUAAAGUUCCUCAAAAGCUGAAUCAGAAUUGCUGCUCGUACACGGAAACUAAAGUUGAUACAUAGUUUAUUUUGUACUUUAAAAUAAUGUGAAAAAUGUGUUAAGUGUUAUCAUCAACACAGACUGAGUGUAAGGUCAAGUAAAAGUGUUUUAUUCCUUCAGUGAAGGACAGGAACAUGAAUGUAAAAUGACUGAAGUUAUCAACAUGCUACAUUUGUUGUAAUAUAUGUCAGUUUUAAGAAUAUAUGGAUUCCUAUUGGUAAAAAGUAAUUUUUUUAAAAUAUCUAACCGAAAUAUUUUUAACAGAAAUCAACACCAGAAACUUAUUUUACUUAUAAGGUUGUUUCUCUGAUGGAAACUAAUGUGUUCAGAGUAUUGUAAAAUUCAUAAACUCAUAGACGUAUGAGGGCUUACAGUGCACAUCUUAAAAGGACCGAGGCAAAAAAUGGUAAUUAAAGACAGAAGGAGGUUGGGUUUCAGACAAAGGCUGAAUGUUUAUAGCUCUAUAAAGAUGUAAAAGAAAGGUGUUAUGCAAUGGAUGUCUUGCAGAAUAUAAGUAAAAGCUUGUAAGUGACUUAAAUCAUGAGAAACAUAGAAUGAAACUUCUUUUGUGCAGCUGGAUGUGUACUUCAACACAAGCUCAUGUGAAGCUGACACUGUAUUCUGUAUUAGAACUGAAACUUACAUCUCUGCCUUCUGUGAACAAAACUCACAUCAACUGGCAGUGAGAUAUCCAAACCCACUUAACAAACUAACUGUAAUGUACAGUGUUCUCACAGAACGUAUAAAGUUUCAGGUUAAAGUUACAGACUGGUACACAAUUUUAUGUACUUUAUACAUAUUUCAUUUAGACUCAGGAGUUUGAAGAAUAUAUAAUUAUUCAUUUAUUUUUAUUUUUAUUAGUGCAAACUAAAAUGGCAGUAUGAAAAUGAAAAUAGUUGUAUAAAGUAGAAACUGACUGAAAAAUUUACAUUCCAGAAACAUUUUCUUUAGAAUAAUUAUGUCAGUCGUUUUUAUAAAGGAGCAAUUGCAUUGUGAUAAAACUGCAGAGUGUUAACAUUAGACGUUAAAUUUUGGUAUACUAUAAAACAAUGCAGGAAAAAUACUGAAAAUAGAAAAAUUUUAACCUAUUAUUUUGUGUAGAAAUAGACUUCACUGUGAGCUGACAAUUCAACAGCAUCUGUUUCACACACAAAUUUUUUCUGUCUUCUUAAUGUUCUUUCUCCCCUCUGUUUGUUCCAUCGUUGUUCUUAAUGUAAUAGCAUUUUUUGAGUCUUAAUUAAUUUAUAUUUUCAUAACAAGCUGGAAAUGAUAUUUCAUUAAUUGCAGUGCAAUUUAAUUUAAUGAAAGAGGUCAUACCAUAGUCAGAAUGACAUACCACUCUGAGAUGUUUAAUAAAUAACUACUACCCUUUUUAAAAUGAGUAGAAAAAUAUGAAAAUGUUAGUUGUUAUUUUUCACUGCCGAUCCUGUUGAUUUAACUUUAUUGUUAGGAAAAUGUGAACUGUUGUAACUGUCUCAUUUUGUACAGUAUACCUUAAUAUUUAGAUACCAGUAAUCCACAGAAAUUUCUUAAUGAUUUGAUCACAAGAGAAAUUUUGUUUACAAAAUUAUUUUGUUUGUCAGUUUUAUUAUAUUAUCAUGACUGGCUCUUCACUUUAUUUCUUUUUUUAUAAAACCAUACAAAUAAGCAGCAUUCCGUGGCCCUCAGUGAAACACAUAAAGCCAUUUUUACUCUCCUCCUGUAUGACGUGCUUCAAACAGUAGUCUCUUUAAUGGAAGAAUGGUUGGAUUUUUUUUUAAUUUCAGCACCUAUUGACCAAAGAGAAGAAAUAGUUAUCAAGCUUCACUGUCAUAAUGGCAGUAUGUUUUAUGUUUUGAUGUAUGCAGAAGUAGGAAGUGCCUUCCUUGGAUAUUACUUCUUAUGUGGGCAGCAUGUUGUUUAUAGCUGUACUUUUCUCUUCUUUGUAAUUUUUAUACAAAAUCAUGAGAAACAAAGACAUGAGUUGGAUAAAACUUUAAAAAUUUAAGAUAAUGGCUUGGAUAUGAAUAUGGAAUUGAUCAUUUUUAAGAUAUGGAAAAGGCUGACCAAUGGAAGUUCAGGAACACUGAAGAAAAUUUGUAACUGAAAAGCUUUUUAUGUGUGGUACAACACUGCAUUGUGUGCAUGUAAAAGCUUUAAUAGUGUUCUUUUCCCCUUCUUUGUAUAACAAAUCUGUUGUGUUUUGUGUGUGUGUGUGUGUUUAUUGUUUUAUGAAGAAGGCAUGUACUUUAAAUGUGGUUACGCCCUUCAGCUGUUGUGGCACAAAUGUUUCAUAUUUCUCUUUAAGUGUGCACGCAGGUACAAAUGUUAUUUGAUAGUGACUUAAUUUUGAGUGUAAAGAAUAGAGAAGGCAGCAGUUAUUUUUAUAGCUUAUUUUUUAUUCAAUAAAAUGUAAACCCAUUA